AUGAUGAAAUAUGCGGACGAUACUAAUAUUUCAGAAUACAUCACCGAUCAGGCAGAAAACAGUUCUCUGCAAGAAGUAACUAACUCUAUUGUUGACUGGUCUGAAAGAAAUAUAUUCCAGCUUAAUCCAUCAAAAUGUAAAGAAUUUGUUGUGUCUUUUAAACGGAAUGAACCAAAUAUCCCCCCAAUCAGUAUUAAUCAAUCACAAAUCGAACGAGCUGACAAAAUAUCGAUUCUUGGUUUAACAAUCACAAAGGACUUGAAAUGGAACGAUCACGUGGAAAAAAUAGUCAAUAAGGCAUCUCAGCGAAUUUACCUGUUGAAACAGCUCAGAAGGUUUGGACUUGAUGCUGGUAAUCUCAAGUGCUUCUAUGUCGCUUCAAUAAGGUCAAUACUGGAAUAUUCAUGCCAAGUUUUUCAUUAUGGCUUGCCACAAUACCUAUCUGAUGUUAUUGAAAGGAUUCAAAAGAGAGCACUGCGCAUAAUUUAUCCUCAACUGUCCUACCAGGAUGCUCUAUGUUAG
Molecule: messenger RNA, 522 nt
Organism: Paramuricea clavata
Lineage: Eukaryota; Metazoa; Cnidaria; Anthozoa; Malacalcyonacea; Plexauridae
Source: the annotation of a GenBank genome assembly